This is a messenger RNA of Gryllus bimaculatus (two-spotted cricket), 1488 nucleotides long. NCBI's taxonomy places the organism in Eukaryota, Metazoa, Arthropoda, Insecta, Orthoptera, Gryllidae. The record is from the annotation of a GenBank genome assembly.
AUGCCUUCCAUCGCUUGUACCAAGGUUCAAUUCCCGCCGCGCCCGCACGAGGCGGGGGGCGUGUUCGGGCAGGGCCCCGUGGUGCGUCGGUGGCGCAUGGGGUCGGCGGUGCCCGUGCGCGUGGAGCUGACGGCCAACCACCGGGGCUACUUCGAGUUCCGGCUGUGCGCGCGCGACCGGCCGCAGCCCGAGGCGACGCAGGCCUGCCUGGACGCGCAUCUGCUGCGGCGCGCCCCCGCGCCCGGGGGUCCCGCCGCCGCCGCCCGGCGCGUCGCCGCCGCUUCCGCCUCCGGCUCCGCCCUUGAGGACGAGGGCGAGGAGCGCGCCGGCCGAUUCUUCCCCGAAGCCGGCGCCAACCGCGUCUUCGAGAUGCGCUACCUGCUGCCGCCGGGCGUCGUCUGCGAGCGCUGCGUGCUCCAGUGGCGGUACGUGGCGGGCAACAGCUGGGGCCGCUGCGAGAACGGCACGGAGGCGGUGGGCUGCGGGCCGCAGGAGGAGUUCCGCGCGUGCGCGGACGUGGCCAUCGACGGGCAGGGCGAGCGGCCGACGGAGGCGCCCGCGCCGGCGCCGGGCGAGGGCCCCACCGAGGGCGCUGGCGAGGGCGAAGGCGAGGGCGAAGGAGAGAGCGAAGGCGCGGGCGAGGGCGAGCGGCCGCCCACGGCCGAGGAGCACCGCGGCCGCGCCUGGUGGGCCGCGCUCGUCAUCGUGGUGGCGUCCGCCCUGGCCGCCGCCGCCACGCUGCUGCUGCUCUACGUCUACUACUACCACGCCGCCGACGUGCUCAAGAGCUGGCUGCGCGGGCGGCGCGCCGCGGCGGCGGCUGCCAACGGGGACUACGUCUCGUGAACGCCCGCCGCCCUCCGCUCCUAGAGGCACUAGAUACGAAGAGAUGCGCAUUCCUGUGCGCCGCCGACUCCGCCAUUCCAUUUGCGCGUUGGGGACCGCCAACCUAUCCGAAACCAAUAUUACUUUGCUCAAAACCUUCAAGUGUUAUCAUUUCUCUUCAACUCUGGAGUGCCACCUGACGGGGCCAUCGGGUGCGAUAUCAAAUGUUGGCGGUAGCGCUACUCUCUGUACCUAGGCACUCUCUAUCCGCUGCUUCCUCGAGUCCGGCGCCGGCCGAGGCCGUCGUGAGCCGGGGGCGUGGCCGCUCAGCCGAAGCGCGGGGGCGCGGGCGCGGGGGUCGCCGCCGGCUCCAUGAGCGACCGCAGGAACGAGUCCCCGUUGAUCAUCUUGGUGGUGGCCACCAGGAACUCCACGUUCGCUGCAACAGGCACGGCGCACAGGUGCACUUGUGCUGCAGCUACUGCAAAAAGACUUCUUACGGACGUUUCGAUGUGCAUUUUAUACGUGGGAUUUACUCGUGCGAGAGGGUACAAAUUUUAAGUGUUACUUAUAAAAUUGUAAAUAUUUUGGAUUUACAUGUUUGUUUUUAUGUGCAGCUGUAAAUUGCUUACAAUAAAGCGACAAAAUAUUACAAUGAUCUUU